Messenger RNA from Colletotrichum phormii, 1927 nucleotides. RefSeq names its product major facilitator superfamily transporter. Gene Ontology annotation, cellular component: membrane. The record is from RefSeq and is a predicted model, not a curated record. The transcript has 5 exons. Lineage: Eukaryota; Fungi; Ascomycota; Sordariomycetes; Glomerellales; Glomerellaceae. Gene Ontology annotation, molecular function: transmembrane transporter activity. Bases 115 to 1599 code for a protein of 494 amino acids. Gene Ontology annotation, biological process: transmembrane transport.
CAUAUGUUGGAAAAAUCUCAGCCUUCUACUGCGAGGCUUUUCUCUUCUUCAUCUCUCGCUUGAAUGUUAGCCGAGACCAAAAGUUGAGAUCGGCGCCAGAUACAUCCCGCCACCAUGAGCGACACGGAGAAGGCUGCGGCUUCGCAUACAUCAGACCCAGGAACGCAGGAUAUUCCGCGCGACCCGGAUGCGCAUCUCAGUGAAGAUGAGAGACUUCAAAUCGAACGUAAGCUAGUCCGACGGCUUGACUGGAUCUUGAUUCCAUGGCUUUGCAUCCUCUACCUCUUGGCAUUCCUCGACAGAACCAACAUCGGAAAUGCGAAAAUCGCCGGCCUAAAUAAGGACUUGGGCUUGACCAGCUCCAUGUACAACUCGUCGCUCACAAUCUUUUUCGUCUCGUAUGCGGUGUUCGAGCCCUUGACGAACAUUUUGCUCAAGAAGUUGCGGCCGUCUAUUUUCAUUCCGAUCAUCAUGAUCCUCUGGGGUGCAUCGAUGACAGGCAUGGGAUUCGUACACAACUGGAGUGGGUUGAUGGCCGCACGCUGGUUCCUAGGUCUUACCGAGGCUGGACUUUUCCCUGGUGUCAACUACUAUCUGUCAUGUUGGUACAAGAGAUCAGAAUUUGGCAUUCGUGCUGCCAUCUUCUUCUCAGCAGCAGCCAUCUCGGGCUCAUUCGGCGGCGCCCUCGCAGCAGGCAUCGAACAAAUGGCCGGCGUCGGCGGCCGCCCAGGCUGGGCAUGGAUCUUCAUCCUCGAAGGCCUCCUCACCGUGCUCUUCGGCGUCGCCUCCUUCUGGAUGGUCCACGACUUCCCUGACGAGGCAAAGUUUCUCUCCGAAGACGACCGGGCUCGCGUCAUCCGCCGCCUCAAGAUGGACCAGCAGGCCUCUGCCAACCACGAGGAGUUCAAGAUGACCUUCUUCUGGCAGGCCGUCAAGGACUGGAAGAUGUGGCUGGGCAUGGUCAUCUACAUGGGUUGCGACAUGCCGCUAUACGCCUUUAGUCUGUUCUUGCCGACUAUCGUCAACGAACUUGGGUGGAAUACGAGUAUCGUCCGAUCGCAGCUGAUGACGGUGCCGCCUUAUGCCGUGGCGGCAAUUUUCACAGUUUUUAUCGGAUAUGUCGCGGACAGGACACAGCAACGCGGUCUAUGUAACAUCGGAGUCAGUCUCAUUGGCAUUGUCGGCUUCUGCAUGCUCAUCGCUACCGAGAGCGCACCAGUCAAAUAUGCAGGCACCUUCCUCGGCGCUCUCGGCAUCUACCCGUGCAUCGCCAACACCAUCACAUGGGUCGCGAACAAUAAUGAAGGCGUCUACAAGCGCGGCGUGGUGCUUGGAUUCGUGAUCGGGUGGGGGAAUCUGAACGGCAUCGUCAGUUCCAACAUUUACUUCCACGGUCCGCGGUUCCCGGAGGGUCAUGGUGUUGUGUUGGCGUACAUGUCCAUCUUCUUGUGCGGCGGCAGUGCUCUCAUGACGACGUUGCUGAGGAUCGAGAACAAGAAGAGGAGGCAGGGCAAGAGAGACCACUGGGUUGAGAACAAGUCCGAGAAAGAGAUUGAGGCGCUUGGGGAUAAGAGGCCGGACUUCCAGUACACCUUGUGAUGGGCAGGACUGAAGUUCCAGCGAAAGCUUCUCUAGUUAUGGAGGAUGAGUGUUAUAGACAGCUUCUUAAGAGAAAGAACAAUGUUCUCAACUGGGAAAGAUCACACGGCCAAAGAGAUGUACCAAUGCUGUGGCCGACGUGUCUCUAUCGGUGCAGAAUUUGACACCUCCGGAUCAACUAAGACUUGAAGUCUGCCGUGACAGUCAUAGAAGCUCAAAUUAAUCGAGUCAAGAUCUCCUUGCGACGGAGGCAAACGGGUGACGGAGGCGAGGGAGAUUCUCCUGCUUGGGAAGAGAUGAUAAGCCUAGAACCGAGCUCGAGAAAUCA